AUGGCUGAAAUGAGAAAUGCAAAUCUUUCGACUAGCCAUGCCAAAGAAGGCGAAAUUCCUGGCACAGUUGAUCUCCAAGCAAUCGAAGGCGAUUACACCGCCUUUGGAGGCCAAGCACUCUUUCCGGUGCCUGCUUUGGAUCCCAAUGAUCCACUACAAUGGCCGAAAUGGAAGAAGACAACCAUCCUCGUGAUAUGCUGCCUUUACUCGUUUCUCUCGAACACGGCUUUACUGGGACCAUCUGUCUACAUCAGCAUCUACGCCGAUGAGUUCUCCAUCUCGCCUACGACGGCAUCGGGCUUGAUUUCUUACCCAAACAUUCUUUACGGCUGUGGGACUCUGGUCACAGUGCCAAUGUAUCUCAAGUUCGGUCGAAGACCCGUCAUGCUCCUGAGCAUGGCCAUCUACGUGGCGGCCCUGAUAGGCUGCAGCCAAAGUACGAGCUACAGUGGACUCAUGACCGCUCGACUCUUCCAGACCCUAUCUAGUAGCGUUUGCGAGGCUCUACCGGUCCAGCUAGUCAAUGAUAUCUUCUUUCUACACGAGCGUGCAACAAAGUUAGGCAUCUACACGAUUUGCCUCUGCCUAGGCUCGACUGGACCUCUGUACGCCGGAUACAUGCUUGCAGGAGGGCAAAGCUGGCGACUAUACUUCUACGUUGAGAUCGCCUUCGCUGGCUUGCUGCUCAUAAUGACCUUCCUCUUCGUAGAAGAGACCGCAUACAAGCGUCAGUUGCGCGAGCCUUCUCAUCUACCCGCAGAAGCGACAACCAAACCAAAGGCGAAUAUCGAGCAUCUGGAGAUCCAAACACAAGUACCGGCCCGAAGGUCAUUUCUUCAAAGUCUCAAAGUCUGGGGCGGUAUCGACCAUGAUGAGCCCUUCCUCUGGACGGCCAUACGGUCUUUCUCGUACUUCUUGAUCCCUUCGGUCGUUUGGGUUGUGACCACUUACGGCAUUUACAUUGGGCUCGGUGCGCUGGUGUUCAACUACACUUUUCCAAUUGUCAUCGUCGUUCCUCCUUAUGACUGGAGUCAGGAAAACUCAGGCCUCGUCUGCCUAGGCAACGUCAUCGGCUACGCUCUAGCAAUCCCUCUAAUCGGCACCUUUGACAGUCUCGCCGCAUACAAAACACGCAAGAAUGACUCUGUCCGCGAAGCUGAGAUGCGCCUCGGCGUGCUCCUCCCAGCUGCAGUCGUCGCUCCCGCAGGCCUCAUCGUAUACGUUCUGACGGCACAGUAUCAAGCCCAUUGGAUCGGCUACUUCUUCGGAGUCGCAAUGUGCAACUGGGGUGCCUACUUCUAUUUCACCGGCACACUCGCCUACGCCGUGGACUCGUACAAUGCAAAUGUCUCCGAGAUGUUGAUUGCAAUGUGUUGCGGGAAGCAGCUUGUAAGCUUCGCUUUUGGAAUUUACUUGCUCGACUGGAUCGAACAGCAUGGCUAUGCUGUGAUUAUCGCCGGAGUCUUCUGUGCCGUGCUCUUCGUCAACAACUUCUGCGUUAUCAUCUUUAUGUUUUGGGGCAAGGCCAUCAGACGCUUUUGGGCUGGGACCUGGCUUGCGAAGAUGCAUCAGAGCAGCAUUCGGGAGAUGAUGAGCCAUUGA
Messenger RNA from Zasmidium cellare ATCC 36951, 1602 nucleotides. RefSeq lists its product as uncharacterized. Gene Ontology annotation, biological process: transmembrane transport. Gene Ontology annotation, molecular function: transmembrane transporter activity. The transcript is spliced from 7 exons. Bases 1 to 1602 code for a protein of 533 amino acids. Lineage: Eukaryota; Fungi; Ascomycota; Dothideomycetes; Mycosphaerellales; Mycosphaerellaceae. The record is from RefSeq and is a predicted model, not a curated record.